CGCAAUCUCCCUUCCCCCUCCCCACCAGCCAGCAAGCAGAGGAAGCAAACCCACCCCAAGACGACAAUAACAUAAAAUGGGUCUCGACGAUGUCCCCGUGGCCCAGGCCGUGACUGUCAGUCUGAAGGAGCUCGUUGACGGAACCGUCUCCUUCGACACCCUCACGGAAGCAUUCGGCCCCGCGUCUCUAGGAAUCAUCCUGGUCAAGGACCUCGAUCCGCGCUUCGUGGAGCUGCGCGCGAAAGUCCUCUCCAAUGCGUCGUAUUUGGCUUCGUUGCCGGAGGAGGAACUUGAAUCCCUCACCUCCCCAAGCAGCAAAUACCUAACCGGCUGGUCACUGGGCAAAGAAACCCUACGAAGCGGACACUUCGACACACACAAAGGCUCCUACUACCUCAACUGCGCCUUCUACCAGGACGCCUCCCUCCAAGGCGCCCCCUCCACCCACUACCCCGAUCUAUCCGAGUACACGGCGCCGAACAUCUGGCCCGACGAGACCUCCCUCCCGACGUUCCGGAGCAGCAUGGAGGAGCUGUGUCGACUGGUCAUUGAUACGGCGGCGUUGGUAGCCAGAGCGUGCGAUCGGUUCGCGGAACGGAACGUGCAGGGGUAUGAGACCGGGGGGUUUUUGGAGAGGUUGGUGAGGGGGAGUUUGACGAGUAAGGCGAGGUUGUUGCAUUAUUUUCCUAAUGAAUCUUCUUCUUCAACUUCCACUUCAGCUGCUGGGGAAGAUGAUGAUGAUGACUGGUGCACCACCCAUCUCGACCACAGCUGCCUCACGGGCCUCACCUCCGCCAUGUUCAUCGACGAAUCUGCGCACCCGCCCUCCGGUGACCUCGUCGACCGCUCCGCCACCCUCCCCGAACUCCCCGCCAGCCCCGACCCCAAAGCCGGCCUGUACAUCCGCUCCCGCACCGACGCCAUCGUCAAGGUCGAUAUCCCGCGCGACUGUCUGGCGUUUCAGACCGGGGAGGCCCUGCAGCUGAUCACCCGCGGGCAAUUUCGGGCUGUGCCGCAUUUCGUCAAGGGCGCGAGGGAUGUUGGGACCCAGGGCCAGGGUGGGAAGAGGAGGCUGAUUGCGAGGAAUACCCUGGCUGUGUUUACGCAGCCGAAUUUGGAGGCGGAGGUGCAGCCUGGGGUUACGUUUGCGGAUUUUGCGAGGGGGGUGGUGGAGAGGACUUAUUGAUAUGAUGUCUCUUAUCUGAGGGGAGGGGUGCUGCUGGGUGUAGUGCUGGUGUAGAUAUAUGAUGGAGGGAAAUUAUUAUUGCAUUUUGCAUUAAAUUGAAUGAAAUGAAAUGAAACGACGCGCUUGGUAUCGGACUGAAGGAAAGAACCUCGCGGAGUGUUAAGUACAUCGGAUCGAGAAGUACAUCGGACGAG
This is a messenger RNA of Aspergillus heteromorphus CBS 117.55, 1380 nucleotides long. RefSeq lists its product as uncharacterized. The transcript has 3 exons. NCBI's taxonomy places the organism in Eukaryota, Fungi, Ascomycota, Eurotiomycetes, Eurotiales, Aspergillaceae. Bases 77 to 1186 code for a protein of 369 amino acids. The record is from RefSeq and is a predicted model, not a curated record.